AUGUUGUUUGGUCGCCAGCUAUUUCUAUCUAUUACCGUGUUUGUUAUAACAACAAGAUUAUCAUGCGUAAGUUCAAGAAUAAAACUGCGUGGAAGCGGCUUGCAACCGAGGAGAUACAAAGUACCAACGUAUUUCAAUCCAAGAGGAAGCUGCGACGGAAAUGCAGCUCCCACUCACAAGAGACUAGCUCGACUCUGGAGUAAACUGAGAUUUCAUCUGGCGGUUUUGUCAAAUGGAACACUGCAGGGGGUGAAUGACACUUAUUGUCAGCUGACAAACAGAUGUAAGUACAAAUACGACUAUAGACAUCUUAAAUACAGCUUCACUUCACGACGUUCACGCUGUCAGAGAAUUUUUACCAAGGAAUGCAUGACUGUUCCGAAGGAAAUACAUAUUCAUGUUCUUGAUUGUUAUUGUAUAAAUAUCAACAGACUAAAUUGGUCCUUGAGGGAUUAACAGCUGUGAAUGGUUUUCAAGUGACGUCACGAUAAUUAAUGUCGGUGUGAAACGUUAACAUAAUUGUUUAUAAUAGAAGGGAAAAACCCCCCUGGGAAAGAUGACCACCUUUACAGAGGAUACUAUUUUGGUUUUCAGGCAAAGUCACGAUAAUCAUUGUUGGCGUAAAAUGAUAAAAUAAUUAUUCACAUAUUGGAGAUGAAAACCACCCCCGGGGGAAAUGAGCCCCAUCAAAUAAAAUCCUAUUUUGGUUUUUAGUAAACAAACAUGAUCUCUGAUCGCGUGAGUUAAAAUUUUCGAUAUUUGUGUUGGUUAAGAAUUGUUCCAUGCUUAGUAAAAUCAAGCGCGAUAGGAAACGGCCGUGGAGAGUAACAGCAAGGAGGGCUUAGGUCGGGUUGGAUAGUGAACUUCCCUAGUUUUCGCUCUGCUUUUAACAUCGCUCUGUUUUAUACUUUUCAUCUAAUAUAACUGAACACCUAGAGCAGGCAAAUCUUGUACCUUGACCUUCCACGGCCAAGUGGUUGUACAUUUCAGUUACAGUUAUACGGUGGGAGCUGGGUAUGAGAUUAUGAACAGGCUAGUCCAAGCUUAGCGUGCUUAUCUCGAGAUACGGAUGCACGCGAGAAGUUUGGGAAGUAGGCAAGAAGCGCAAGAGUUGCUCGAAGUACUUCUUCUAGCUUCUUCGAUUCUUGAACGGCCGUGCGUUUUUAGAGAUAUGAUGGUUGGAUAUGAAAGAAUGGGAGAGACGCGCGCACUAUGUUAGAAAUAUAAUUUUACCUGCUAAAAUUCCAGAUCUCCUGAUCGCUCUCCGGCAGCUGAUGUACCCCAUUUUUUAUUGUUUCAGGUCUGUUUGAGCUUCAGUCUUGUGGAACAAGCCUAAUAAGAAUAAAACAUAUUGAAUCAGGGUUGUAUGUGGCUAUCAAUAAAGCUGGAAAAGUUUAUACUACCAGGGUAAGGGCAUAAAUUAUUUUUUAUUGUCGAAGCGUAACCUCGUUUCCGAGGCUUUUCCCUUGAAAAGUUGGAGAGGGCGGAAAGGCCCUGGUCACGAGGCUGUUCCCGCAGCCGUUUGCCUCCUUGUAAGUGAAAAUGAAAUGUCUUUGCCAAGGACACAGUACAAUGUCACGGUUAGGUCUUGGGCCCAGACCUCCUUCUGAGUCCAGCGAAUCAACGACUCAACUGCCCAAGGGGUAUACGCAGACAUUAGAAUCAAAUUUUCCAAUGUUAACGCUGACGUUGUUACUUUCCAUCAUCAGAAAAGUCACAAAUUGGAUACAAUGUUCGUCCAGGAACUCCUUCCCAAUGACUUUUUUGUAUUUUGGUCUGAAAGAACUUACAGAAAAACGAAAAGGCUGAUGUAUUUAGCGCUGAAGAAAAAUGGCGCCACAAAAAACGCUUUAAAGACUUCAUCAAAGCACAAAUCAGUACACUUUAUGGUUAUGCAUUGUUCAAGACAUCGUAACCAACGGGCGACGCCAAAUUGCUAA
Molecule: messenger RNA, 1940 nt
Organism: Pocillopora meandrina
Lineage: Eukaryota; Metazoa; Cnidaria; Anthozoa; Scleractinia; Pocilloporidae
Source: the annotation of a GenBank genome assembly